GCAGCUAAAAUGUCCAACUCCCACUACAACCAUCACCAGCAACACCACAACAACUACCAGCAGCAGCAACAGCCGCAGCAUUCCAACAGCAACGGUGACGACAGACAUGAGGAGUAUCACCAGCAGCAGCCAGUGCAUUACUCGCAGCACUAUAUGAAUGGACAUGGCAUGAGAAUCAAGCCGCUAGACAGUGUCGCCGUGCCGGACAUGUGCCUGUUCUGUUUCGAGGUGCUCGACUGCGAGUUGAACAACAUUGACGGUCCUGGUGUUCCGAUGUUUAGCAACGAUGCCUACCCGUUGUUUGUGACCUGGAAAAUUGGACGUGACAAGCGCUUGCGGGGCUGUAUUGGAACUUUUAGCGCCAUGGAGCUGCACAAUGGACUGCGUGAAUAUGCGUUGACCAGCGCAUUCAAGGACUCGCGGUUCGCACCUAUCUCGCGCGACGAGCUGCCCAGGCUGACGGUGUCCGUAUCCAUAUUGCAGAACUUCGAGGAGGCCCAGGGUCAUCUGGACUGGCAACUGGGCGUGCACGGCAUUCGGAUUGAGUUUUUGACCGAGCGCGGCUUAAAGCGCACAGCCACCUAUCUACCGCAAGUGGCUACCGAACAGGGCUGGGAUCAGGUGCAAACCAUAGACUCGCUGUUGCGUAAGGGCGGCUACCGGGCAGUCAUCACUCAGGACCUGCGCAAGUCCAUCAAGCUGACACGCUAUCGCUCCCACGAGAUCCAGAUGCACUACAAGGAGUACCGUGAGCACUUGGAACGACGCGGUGUUCAAUUCGGCAAGGUGCAAUGCUAACAAUUAGACAACCAAACGUCGGGACAAUGAUCCUGGCUGAGGGCAGGCGUCGUUUUCGUCUUGCUCCUGCUAUUGGUGGCCAUUGAGUUGACUCAAGGAAUGGGACUAUUUACGAGCGUCUUUCUCUACUCCUGAGCAACUGUUCAAGUUUAAGUUGUCCUGUUGCAACAGCUAUAUUCACUGAUUUAAUUUUUUCUUACAAAUAUAUUUUUGGUCCUUAACUGGGAUGACGUGUCGUCGCAGUAAGUGACGCGAAUUUUAAAGUA
This is a messenger RNA of Drosophila montana, 1064 nucleotides long. RefSeq lists its product as uncharacterized. The transcript has a single exon. The coding region runs from base 10 to 798 and encodes 262 amino acids. The record is from RefSeq and is a predicted model, not a curated record. Lineage: Eukaryota; Metazoa; Arthropoda; Insecta; Diptera; Drosophilidae.